Molecule: messenger RNA, 1179 nt
Organism: Raphanus sativus (radish)
Lineage: Eukaryota; Viridiplantae; Streptophyta; Magnoliopsida; Brassicales; Brassicaceae
Product: protein LIGHT-DEPENDENT SHORT HYPOCOTYLS 5
Biological process (GO): mRNA transcription; response to light stimulus
Cellular component (GO): nucleus
Source: RefSeq, a predicted model, not a curated record
AUAAAAACAAUUUGUAUAUACAAUCUUCAUUCCUUGAGUGGAUCUUAAACUAGUCUGGUCAUAAAAUAAAAGCUCAUCCUCUUUUUUUCUCUCCCUCUCUCUCAUAUAAAGCGAGAAGCCCAAUACUUCACUGAGCCUCGCCUUUCUGAUUGAUAUUUUCCAAAGCCAACACCUCAGAUACAGCCAAAACACAACGGCUCUCUGAAGCAGAACAGAGCAAAAGAUGGUACGGUGGUGAAGACGGUCUCCGAGAAAAAAAAAAGCAGACUUGAUCCUCCUCUCCAAGCUUUUGACGAUGACUCACCAUGACAGCUAAAGAUGUGGAUAAGAUUUACUUUUCUCAUCUAGAUCCUUCUAUGAGCUUGUAUAAAAAAAACACAGUGUGUAAUCGUUGAGUGUUAGUAAAAUCAUAUCCUUAAGAAAAAGCUUUUGUCUUUUUCAUCUCAGACAUUCACAAACACAAUCAAGAACCCUAAUAUACAAAAGAACGGUCACAAUCAGAGAUGGAGGGAGAAACCGAAGCGAAGACAGCGGCAGCGAGUUCGUCACCAAGCCGCUACGAGAGACAGAAGAGACGAGACUGGAACGUUUUCCUCCAGUCUAAGAACCACAAGCCACCUCUAAGCCUGUCUCGUUGCAGUGGCGCACACGUCAUCGAGUUCCUCAAGUACCUCGACAAGUCAGGUAAGACCAAAAUCCACGUGGCGGCUUGUCCCUUCUUCGGAGUACCGAGCCCAGUGUACCCACCGUCUCGGUGCACUUGCCCUCUCAGGCAGGCUUGGGGAAGCCUCGACGCUCUCGUCGGCCGUCUAAGGGCUGCGUUCGAGGAAAUCGGCGGUGGUCUUCGAGAGUCCAACCCUUUGGCUGCCAAAGCGAUUAGGAUCUAUCUUCAGGAAGUACGUGAAGCUCAGGCUAAGGCUAGAGGGAUUCCGCACGGGAAGAAGAAACCGAAACGGUCUCAGAGAGCUCAGGCAACUACAAAAGCCGAUGGUGGAGAAGGUAUUGGUGGUGGCGGUGGAAGUGGUGGUUCUGCUUUGGUUGUUUCUGCAACUGUGGUAUAGUCUAAGUACCACAUGCUAAAUUUAACUAAAUAAUUUGUGUAUUCGUCUUAUUUGAGUUUUAAAAUGCAAUUAUAAAUGGAAAAGACGAUAAUGUUUCGAAAAAAAAAACGAUCAGAGA